Molecule: messenger RNA, 5538 nt
Organism: Micropterus salmoides (largemouth bass)
Lineage: Eukaryota; Metazoa; Chordata; Actinopteri; Centrarchiformes; Centrarchidae
Product: leucine zipper putative tumor suppressor 2 homolog
Exons: 9
Coding region: 389-2746 (785 amino acids)
Biological process (GO): cell division; negative regulation of canonical Wnt signaling pathway
Source: RefSeq, a predicted model, not a curated record
GUGCCGGUGAGAGCACCAAACACACUCACCCUGGGCAGCAGCGGCGGAUCAUCAGCUGCGGGUGUACCGAGCUGCUGUGGACUUGGGUUUGGAAACAGGACUAGAGCGUAACUACAAAAAGAAAAGAAGAGUAGCUUUUUUAAAAGCCUGGUUGCUGUUUGAAAAAAAAGUUGUGUUCGCAAAGACAAGGCGACCAGAUACUACGAAAUAGGCUAUUGCUGCACGGGCUGCUUGUAAAGAAGAUCUUGCUUAAGAACAAAGUGCAGGAGAAGAGAGGAGCAAGUGAUGAGAGCUCUUUGCCAUUUCCCUUUCUGCCCCAGACCUCCAGGAGGAGCGCACUGGGUGUCACUCUGAGAGUGUGUGGUGUGUCUGACGCUGUCAGGGUGCCAUGGCUCUGGUUCAGGCACUACCUGUGACCGUGACUGACCACCCCAAUCCAGGUCUCGACGUCCAGCAGUGCCGGCCGCUAUCGUCCCACUCCCCCUCAGGCCCCUGUCCUGACCCCUGUGGUCCUUGCAGCUCUGGGACAGCCAUGGGUUCUGUCAGCAGUCUCAUAUCAGGCCGGACAUACCAGGAGAGACACUGCCGGGCCGCCAGCGAAUUCACCUCCAAGUCACGCCGCUCCACGCCGGCUACCAGCUGUUUCCGGCUCCAGGAUAAUACCCUCCGAAGCGGGAGCUCCCUGGAGCAGCUUCUAGUCAUCAGCAACCAAACGCAUCCCCAGGCCCAGGUUCUGCCUCCACCGCUGCCCACCAAGAAGCAGCCCCGGCCUGGUAACUCUGCUGGGGCAGCCAGUGGAACAGUUUCUGGAGUAGUAGGUGGUGGCAAUAGUGGGAACUUUGGGUAUGUGAGCGAUGAGGUGGUGGUUGGAGACUGGAACGACAACCCGGUGCUGGCAACUACAAGUCCGUGCAGUGACUCGGAGGAGCAAAGGGACAACAGGACUCUGAAUGGCAACAUUGGAGGGCCUCCUCCCAAACUCAUCCCGGUGUCCGGACAGUUAGAGAAGAACAUGGAGAAAGUGCUGAUCCGUCCUACAGCAUUCAAACCUGUCAUUCCCAAGAAUCGUCACUCUGUCCAGUACUUGUCACCCCGGCCAGGGGGUAGCAGUCUGUCAGAGAGCCAGGCUAGCCUCAACCUCCUGCUGCCCCUUGGAGGAUCCAACAGUGUCGGCGGAACGAAUGCCAUCGGAGGGAGCAGCGGUUCCAGCUCUGAAGGGAAGCGCAACUCCUUCUGCGGAGGCCGCAAUGCUCGGAGCAGCCAGUCCUGCUCCAUGUCAGAUUCAGGGAGGAACUCCCUCUCCAGCCUCCCUACUCACAGCAGCACAGGCUACAGUCUGGCCCCCAGUGAGGGCUCAAGCUCUGGGUCUGGCUCCGGGGGCCAGCUGGAGCCCGUGUCGGGCCUGGGCCGGAACACUUCAGGUGGAAGCGGGAGCCAUGGCCACACUAACUCAGACAGUGGACGUUCCUCAUCCAGCAAGAGCACAGGCUCGGGGUCGCUAAGUGGCCGUGGGCAGCCCCUGUCGGACAGCGGGUCCUGUGGCCACUCGCCGCCACCCACAGAGGGCUAUGAGGUGGUGGUGAGAGAGCUCGAGGAGAAGCUGAGGGAACGAGACCUGGAGCUCCAGCAGCUCCGGGAAAAUCUGGAUGAGAAUGAAGCUGCUAUCUGCCAGGUGUAUGAGGAGAAGCAGCGUCGCUGUGAAAGAGAGAUGGAGGAGCUGCGACAGAACUGUGCAACAAAGAUGAAGCAGGCUUCUCAGAAGGCCCAGAGGGCACAGCAGGUGCUACAGUUACAGGUAUUUCAACUACAGCAGGAGAAGAAGAAGCUGCAGGAGGACUUCUCCUCUCUGCUGCAGGACAGAGAGACACUAGAAAGGAGGUGUGCCACCAUCCAGAGGGAGCAGACGCAGCUGGGCCCACGUCUGGAAGAGACAAAAUGGGAGGUGUGUCAGAAGUCAGGAGAGAUCUCCCUCCUGAAGCAGCAGCUGAAGGAGAUCCAGUCGGAGCUCAGCCAGAAGGCCGGAGACAUUGUGGUGCUGAAGGCCCAGCUGCGAGAAGCCCGUUCUGAACUGCAAGCCAGCCAGGCUCGAUCCCAGGAGGCCCAGGCGGCCAUGCGGACGCGAUCUCUUGAGCUGGAAGUCUGCGAGAAUGAACUUGUGAGGCGAAAGAGCGAAGCUGAGCUGCUCCGGGACAAAGUGGGACGUUUGGAGGAGGAGUCAGCCCGCCUCCGUGACACUCUGUCCAAUCACUGUGGACUCUCUCUACCUGGAAAUGCAACCAUGAAGGGACAAUGCAUGAGCCUCUCCCUCCAACAGGGUAGAAGUGUGGCAGGAAGGGGCGGUCCCAGUCCCUGUGUGUACCGCGAUGGAGAGGAGACUCAUCUGGUCUGGGGAGGGGAGAGUGAUGAGGCCAAGGCACAGAGGCAGAAUGCAGAAACAGUGCUGGGACUCAGACAACAGGUGGACAGGCUGAAGGCUGAACUCAUGUACGAGAGGAGGACUAGUGAGGAGCAACUUUCACGGUUUGACGAUGAGAGGAGAGUGUGGCAGGAGGAAAAGGAAAAGGUAAUCCGCUACCAGAAACAGCUGCAGCAGAACUACAUCCAGAUGUACCGCCGAAACCGGGACCUUGAGCGAGUGAUGAGGGAGCUGAGUCUGGAGCUGGAAAACAGGGACAUGGAGGACUAUGAUGUCCACAGUGGCAGCAAUGACAUCCACUUUGAGGAAAUCACCGCCACUGAGAUCUAAAAACACACACUUACAGUAAUAUGUGCACAGAAACCUGGAAACAACUCACAAAAGACUCUGAGGAUGUGAACCAAGCAUUGAACUCCAGGCCAAAUGCUGCACCAUCUUCCACGUGGCUUUUCCUGGACCACUGAGCAAGCACUCACCACAUGUCACUGUCAAAAGGGAGAUCUCCCAAAGGUACAUUCUUACAAGGUGUCCCCGCUUUUAAUGGGUUUUAUUCCACUAUAAAGGCAACACAAAGACUUAUUUCCUUCUGUGGGAGCAAAAGCAGUGAAAAAGUGUUUCUUUCUCAAUCAUGUUCAAAUCAGGGUAUUGAAAAAUCUACGGGAACUUAAAGCAAAAAAUCUUUACUACACGCACAGCAAUCUGGUGAAAGCGCAGUCACACCUUUCUUGGUAGCACACAAGGUUAAACACCCGUACACCAGCAUGCAUGUAAUGAUCAUGACAGUAGUGCCAUCAACAAAUCCGGCGGCUAUUAAUGAUGACCUCAUCACCCGUCCAAACUGUGCUCAUUGACAACCGCCACUCUAGUCCUCCGAGUAACUGCUAAAGGGAAAAUAUUACACCAUCAGUUUGUAUUUCAUAGUGUUCUGACGAUAAACAGUAUAUUUAAUUUUACAAAUUAUAAAAGGAUUUCCUCAGCAGUGUUUAUUUGAAGAAGAAUGUAUUGUGGCUAUUACCACUCCACAGAAAUGCAGUAUAAAUGAUCAUCACUGGAAAUGAAAGAAUCUGCUCACCAAGGGAAACACGGUAUCAUUUUGCACAACUUUCCCCCUCUCUGAUCGGGACACAGCUGUCUGUCUUGUGAAGCAAAUCAUCAAACUUAAACAAACCAGUUUUGACAUUUAUUUCUUGGUUUGCUUACACAUGGACAUCCUGUUCUGUCGCUUCCCCAAACCCUGCAGAGGACACAGAAACCAAACGUUUAACUUAAAUGCUCUAUUUCAACGCUGCUCAUGUCUUCUAGACCACCAACAGUCACAUAGUUGCACUCAAUCAAUGUGUCAACUCAUUUAGACAAUGCAGCAAGCUCUGACAAACAUUUACAUUUUAUAAUUAUGUAGCGCUAGGAAGCAGAUCACAGCAUCUCUCUUUCCAUCUCUGUCUCUUUUGUGUGCUAUAUCAGGAAACAAAAAAUGGGGCUCUUAGUUUGGUUGCAACGUCACUGAGAAAUUUAAGCCGGUGUUUGAACUGUAGGCAUGCUUAUUCAGAGUUUCCGUUUAUUCCCCUUGUUUCCUAUUAGUGGUCUUUAUUUAGCUUUUGGCAGCCCAAAGCCAAAUAACACUUUUAAAGUCUUCCUAGUCUCCACUGGACUGAUGUUCACUGACUCCUAUACAGGUAACGGGACUGGCAUGUCUGCAUGUCUUUGUUAUAUCAGAUUUCAGAAGAAGCCUGUUCCGAUGUAAUAGCGCUAGGACUGAAUGUCCUCAAGACAGGUCGGCUGUUACAGCCCUAAAUGGAAACUGGUGUGGUUAAAGCAUGUUAACAUUUGAAGCUGUGAGUUGAUGUUUUCUCACAGUAUAUGCAGAGUUGUGUGUAACACUGAGCAUGGCAAGUCUCUACAGGGGAAAAAAGUAUCGGGCUGAGAACUUUUAUUUUACAAAGAGUCUAUAUCAAGGAUAACAGUUAAAUGGAAAUCUAUAUACUGGAGGAGAUGUUGUAUAUUUUUUUAUAUAUAGCACUUGAAGAUAUUUUGUUGUAGUACUGGUAUAAGUGUGGGUUUAAUAUACAAAGUAUAAAGACUUGAUAUAUAUAGACUUAUAUAUAUCACAUACCAAGAUUUCAAAUGAUAGUUCAGUUAUAAAUGGAGGUAGCAGCAUAGAAAGAGUGCACCUUAUACUGUAAUGCAUGAAAAUAAUCUGUGACACAAACCUACACUCUAAUGACCAAACUUUGAUAAAGCAGUUGGGAGGUUUUUAUCCUGUGCUCAGUUGUGACCUGCUGACUCUCCAUUUUGAUUGAUCCGUCAUUUUAUCGUCAGCAUCAUAACAUCACACAAAAAACGUCUUCGUUGUUGGGUUUUGUGCACGUCAUUAGCUUAUACAUGCAUGAGACAGGUUAUUUUUGAGUGACUUCUUCAUUAAGUUGAGGUCGGAGCUGAAACCAAGAAAGCGUUAAGUUUCCUACAUUGGGAAAUUCAAUCAAACCCCUUUCAGAAAAUGUGAUCAGUAUAUUUGAUUGGUCUACAUUUUGCAUGAUAUUACCAUAUUCACUGUGUUCUGGGAGGUUUUGUGGAAUAUUAAAAGUCUGCACUGUGCAUCAAUUGUUAACAAAAAGCCACGGGAAGUGACUCUGAAUGGAACAAGUUGGGUUUGUCCAACCAUAUUCAAUUUGUUAACCAGACCUAGACUGUUACUCGCUCACCACAGAUGCAGCACAGGUGCAGAUAAACAAGCACAGGUGUUGCUAACCAAACUGACACCCUCACUGUAAAAUGUGCAUCCCAGUCUUCUGUUUUUUCCCCUCAUAUCUCCGCUCUCUUCAUCUUAGCAUAACCAUUUUCUGUGUAAAUAUGUAAAACACUAAACAAUAUAACAGAGUGACAUUGUCUUUUAUUUAGACAAAAUAUCUAUUUCAAAUGUAGCCACUGUGACUAGACCAAAGCAACGUAACACUUCUUUUAUUUUUUGUGGCAUUUUCUCAUCCUUUUGUGUGCAUUUUUAAAAAAAGGUUACUUACGUUGUGUCUCCAGUAAUUCAGAAAGUAUGUAGUUGUCAUGUAUAUUUUUGUGUACAUUUCUUGUACAAAUGACUGUUUUUAAUUAAAGAACAAGUUGUCACACCUUAG